AUGGCCAUGGCGACGGAUGGAGGCCGGGAAUUCCUCGUCCUCUUCGCGCACCACAACAUGUACUUCAACAUGCGGUUCCAGGAGUUGGAAUCCGUGGCAGCACUCCUCGGAGUGUGUACGCAGGAGCUCUAUGCGGAGGCCAAGCCGACGUCACUGUCUGCCUCCAUGGCGGUUCUGGUGAGACUACCUGGCGGCGAGGCCGACGCCAAGAAGAUCUGUGAGCGGUCUGUGCUUGUGAAGGCCAUCCUCGAGGUUUGGGCCGAGGGCAGCACCUGGGAAGAGGUCGUGGAGGCUUGCCUUGCUCAAGGCCCAGACGUCCGGAGGCAGCGCCGCCAGUACUUGGCACCACCCACGACCAUUUGCUUACGCGUGGAAGCUUUCGGCAAAACGCUGACCGUGGAGGAGAAGAGGGCAACAAUGGAGACGCUGCGUCCACUCUUCGACGGUGAUGAGGUGGUUGACCUCCGGGCUCCAGACACGACUCUGUGGGUGUUGGAGGAGCACUCCCACCGGAGCGACGAGAAGACACACCUUGGAAAGCGAACACGGCCGCCUCGACGAGUGUUUCUGGGGCGGCAGGUUGCUGGUGGGCGCAGCACGGACAAGAAGCGGCAGAGUGGUGAGAAGUGUUUCUUCCACCGCUACGACCUCUCCCAGCGCGCUGUGCUCGGCCCUACCACGCUGGACAACGAGCUGGCCUUCAUCAUGGCAAAUUGCGCUGGUGUCCGGCCCCACCAGCUAGGCAUGGACCCUUUCUGCGGGACGGGGGGUCUUCUCAUCGCCAUGGCUCAUUUCGGAGCGAAGCUCUUCGGCGGAGAGAUCGACAUCCGUGUCGUGCGCGGAUGGAGGAUCGCCUACACGAAGAACAAAGCCGCCGUCCUCGACGCCGCCCGCAGCCGUGGGAUGUCGGCUGCCGGCGCAGGUGCCCCAUCCGCUGCCGAUGCUCCAGACGCUUCCCUCAACAUGGGCUCCAAGAGCAGCGCUGGCGGCAGCGGUUGGAGCCUGGAGUAUUUACAAGCACUGGGGUUGCCGCUGGCGCUGGCGCAGGCUCCAGGAGCUGCCAAGGCGAAGCAGCUCAAGCAGCCCAACAACCGCAAUGCGAAGGCGGAGAAGGAUCCGGCACUGACCAGUGCAGGGGGCUGCAACAUCUUUACCAACUUCGUGCAGUAUGGAUUUCCAAGCCCUGAGAUCGUCGUGUGCGACAACGCCAUGCCGCCUUGGCGAGCAGUGAAGCCGGGAUGGCUCGACUUCAUCAUCACCGAUCCGCCCUAUGGCGUCCGUGCGGGCGCCAAGAAGUCGGGCCGCGAUGAGGCGAAGAAGAAGGUGGUCAUCCAGGACGUGAGCAGCUACAUCCCCUCCAAAGUCUCCUACGGUGAGGAGGAGCUUUCGGAAGAUCUCCUGAACUUCGCCGCCGCGAGCCUCGUGGACGGUGGAAAGCUGGUCUUUUUGGUGCCCGUGGACCUCGCGGACUUCCUUGGCAUCGAUCGGGCGGCAGUCGAGCAGGACAUCGAAGGCGCGAGGCCCAACUUCCACGACAUUUGCCACCCCAAAGCCGGGCGGAAGAAGGAUCCGAGGCUGUGCGUGUCGGAGACGACCCGCGACCCGCUGCUGCUGGAUGAGAGCCGCUACGUUGACUUCAUUCCUCAGCACGUCGCGUUCCGGCUGUUGGGCGCCUCGCUGCAAGUGCUGAGUGGUGGACUGGGCCGCUUGCUGGUCACGAUGCCUCCCGCAGCGUCUGCCCCGGUAGUUGGCCAGCUCUGUGCCACUUGGCCAAUGUUGGUGGCAGGACCUUUAGACGACUCGGCGCCGGCAAACAUCUGGCAAAAGCAGUCAGACACGAGCCCGAGUCCAGUACAGGCUCGCUUGCUGUGCUGUCUCUCCUUGGACACUCCCGGGCGCUUCAAGGCCAACGACGGGCUUGAAAUUGCAGAGGCCACCUCGCUGUUCGAUGUCCAGCUCCUCUCCGCCAACACGACUCGACUUGGCGACAUGAUGCUCCUGGCGAUUCCGGGGUCGGAGCUUCAGCAUCUGGCAAGGCUGCUCGAAGAUGUCUUCAAGGUCAGUUGCAGAUUGGAGGGCCUAAAGGUUUGCAUGCAUGUGCUUUGCUGGUCCACCGACAAGACAGUCGGACAGCCCGCCCUGCCGGUCAAAGUCAGCGACGUGGAUGUGGUCCCCGUCCGGCCGCCGCCGUGCGAAAAGGCAAGUGAUCUCUUCGCUGCUCCGGUGUGUCGAACUCCAGACUCUUCCCGCCCAGGGCGUUUGCCCUCUUUUGCACCUUUCUUUGCGUCCUGCCUGAAUGCCUUGCGGGCGACUGCUAUAGCCAUGGCUGUGCCCGGAGAAAUCGAGCACUCGCUGGACCAGUGCCUGGAUGCCGGGGCCUUGGCGCAAGCGUUCGCGAGAGGUAGCAUGAGUCACUUGGGUCGUUCCAGUGUUCGCAUCGUCCGCCUCGGCCCGGUUGUAUCGCAAGAGCAUCAAAAGUUCCAGCUUCUGGACGAGAAGCAUGUUGAUUUGAAGCACCACUUCUCGUCUCUACGGCAGGAGAUGGAUGCCUUGAAGGCAGACAACGAGGCGCUGAAGCAGAGCAGCCACCCUCCGAAGGGGAAGGCCAACGAAACCAACAAGCUCGAGCAACUCGAGCUCGAGAACGAGGUGCUGAACGAACAAAUCAACGAGCUGAAGGCUCAGCUCUACAUGAGCUCGGCCAUGGGCGACGACGAGUGGUUCAAAAACUCGGCGACCCGUAGCCUUGGCGAGGCCGCUUGGACCUGCUUGGUUACCACCAACGAUGUGAAGCGGGAGCUCUCUUUCAAGCGGCGGCAGCGCCAGAUGCUUGCCUUGCAAUUGUUGUCCCUGGCCAGGCUUUGGGCAGCUGCAUUGAUAUCUCGUAGGCCGACAGGUGUGAUCUUCAAGACACUUGCCAUGAUCGCUAUCGUUGCCAAUGCGGUUUACCUCGGCUGGGCUGCCGACCAAAACGUCCACUGGCGGCCUUCUUUUGCGGCUGAGCUGCAUCCGAAGUGGGAGAUUUUCGGUGCGAGCUGGUUUGCGCUCGAGCUCGUGAUCCGCUUGGCGGCGGAGAGGUUGGAUUUCGUUACAGGGGACGACGCGUGGUGGAAUCUUCUUGACUGCUUUCUAGUCGCGGAAUCCUUCGUGACAUUGGUUUGGGACGUACCGUCCGGCUUUAGCUUCCUCCGCAUCCUCAGAGUGUUCCGACUCAUACGGAUCGUCCGGCUGGUCCGCACGGUGCAGGCUCUGAGAAAGCUGCGAACGAUGAUCUUCGCCAUGAUCAACUCCCUCGCAGACCUUCUCUGGGCUCUUCAAGUGGUCUUCCUAAUUGUGUUUGUUUUCAGCUUGGUGUUCAACAAUGCAGUGGCAGCACAUUUCGAUGACAUUCAGAUCGAUAACCCUGCGCACGCCGACAAGAUGGAAGAUGCGAUUGAAAUCAACAAAUAUUAUGGUACGCUGUUCCGUUCUAUGAUCUCGCUUUGGAGCGCAGUCAGCGGUGGCAACGACUGGUAUCAGUACGCAGAAGUUCUCCAUGGAAUCAGUAUGGGGGACUUCUAUUUCCUCAUGUUCAACUUCUACAUUGCCUUCUGCGUUGUCGGACUCUUCAACGUGGUGACAGGCGUUUUCGUCGACAGCGCUGUCUGUACCCGAACCGAAGAUGAGAUCGUGCAGGGUUACUUGGACGAGAUGAGAUCAAUGACCGAGUCCAUCAAGGGUUUCCUCAAGAAGGCCGACAAGGAUGCCUCAGGCACGCUGACCUACGAGGAGUUCCAAGCGCACAUGGCAAAUCCUGUCGUGAAGGCGUACUUUUCGGGACUGGACAUCGAUCCGGAUGAAACAAAGAUCAUCUUCACCUUGCUGGACUCCGACUGCAACGGUGACAUCGACAUAGAGGAGUUUGUGCACGGCACGAUGAAAUUGAAAGGUUAUGCUGCCCGGCUGGAAUGA
This is a messenger RNA of Symbiodinium sp. CCMP2456, 3951 nucleotides long. Lineage: Eukaryota; Dinophyceae; Suessiales; Symbiodiniaceae. The record is from the annotation of a GenBank genome assembly.